AUGGCGUUCUCAACAGCAGCUGCUAUUCAACGCCCCACGAAUCCAAGGUUGAACAGACCAUGUGUUGACUGUACUUGUUCCCCAGGCCUUCUAUCUAGACAAGGCAGACGUGCGUCAGUAUUUCUGAAGCAAAUGUCCAAUAACACUAGAAAAUCUAGAUCCGGUAGGAGAAAUUCAAAUGACAGCUCCAUUGCGGAUACCAUGUCCAUUUACUCAUCUGAUUCCUUGUGUCAGUCUGCUAAGGAGGUUAACACUACUGGUAGAUUAUUGGCAUUAAGAAAGGAGAUGGGUAAAAAUGAGCUUUGUUGUUACAUUGUCCCAAGUGAAGAUGAGCAUCAAUCCGAAUACGUUUCUCUAUUGGAUCAAAGAAGACAGUUCAUUUCCGGAUUUUCUGGUUCUGCUGGUAUUGCAUGUAUUACUAGAGAUUUGUUAAAUUUCAAUGACGAUGCCCCUGAAGGUAAAUCGAUCCUAAGUACUGACGGUAGAUAUUUCAACCAAGCUAGUCAGGAAUUAGAUUUUAAUUGGACUUUAGUGAGACAAGGUAUUGAUCCUUUAACUUGGCAAAGAUGGUGUAUUCGUGAAGCAAAGGAGAUGUCUUUGAGUUUAGGCGGGAAGCCUGCCAAGAUUGGUGUGGAUCCAAAAUUAAUCUCUCAUGAAGAAGUGGUUAAUUUCCAAAAUUUAAUUAAAGAGGAAUUGGCCGAUGUGGAGAAGUGUCAAGUGGAAUUAGUGGCAGUCCCCGGGAACUUGGUUGAUAAUAUUUGGAAUCAAUUUGAAACGGUUCCAGCUAGAGUCAAUAAUGAAUUAUUGUUACUCACUCAUGACUCUCAUGGUGAAAAUUUUGAUUCUAAACGAGAUCGGUUUUUAAAUUGUUUGACUAAGAAAUACCAAAUUGAAGAUUUGAAUUCUACCUCAUUCAUUGCUGUGGCAUUAGAUGAGAUUUGUUGGUUCUUAAAUCUGCGUGGUAGUGACAUCCCAUUUAACCCUGUAUUUUAUUCCUAUUUGUUGAUCAAUGAAAAGGAAACAAUUUUGUUUACUGACAAUCCAUUUAAUUCCACCAUUUCGACUUAUUUUGAAACAAAUAAUAUAACGGUGAAACCAUACAAUGAAAUUUGGUCAUAUUUGACUGCAUCUAUUGAAUCAAAUUCUCUUAAGAAAUUUUUUAUUCCAGACACUGCAUCAUGGCAACUAAUCAAUACAGUUUCCAAAACUUCAUUCAAAAUAAUCCCAUCACCCAUUAACGUUUAUAAAUCAGUGAAGAAUAGCAUUGAAAUUGCCAAUGCGCAUUGUGCUCAAGUGAAAGAUGCACAAUGUUUAAUUCAAUAUUUUGCCUGGUUGGAAGAUAAAUUGGUUAAUCAUGAUGCGUUAUUGGAUGAAUAUAAGGCUGGAGAAAAAUUGCUUCAAAUAAGACACACACAAAAGAAUUUCAUGGGUAAUUCAUUUGAAACGAUCUCCUCAACGGGGGCUAAUGCAGCUGUGAUUCAUUAUUCUCCACCUGUGGAAGGAUCCUCCAUGAUUGAUCCAUCCAAGAUCUAUUUAUGUGAUUCAGGUUCACAAUUUUUGGAAGGAACCACUGAUAUUACAAGAACCAUUCAUAUGACUCAACCUACAAAGGAUGAAAUAAAUAAUUACACUUUAGUGUUAAAGGGUAAUUUAGCUUUGGAAAGAUUAGUGUUCCCGGAGGGUACCACUGGGUUCCAUAUUGAUAUAAUUGCUAGACAAUAUUUAUGGUCGCAUGGAUUAGACUAUAGACAUGGUACCGGGCAUGGUAUUGGAUCAUUUUUAAAUGUUCACGAGGGUCCCAUUGGAGUUGGAAUAAAGCCCCAUUUGGCACAGUUCCCCUUACAGGCGGGGAAUAUAAUAUCCAAUGAACCUGGUUAUUAUAAGGAUGAUGAAUAUGGGAUUAGGAUUGAAAAUGAUAUGGUUGUCAAGGAAGCUGUUGGUUUAGAGUUUGGUGACAAGAAGUUUUUGAAGUUUGAAAAUAUUACAUUAGUUCCCUACUGUAGGAAGUUGAUCAAUGUGAAGUUACUCACUAAGGAGGAAAAGGAACAAUUAAAUAGUUAUAACAAGAGGAUUUGGGACAGUUUAGUUCAAAUGAUACAACCUCAAAGCAUUACGUACAAGUGGUUGAAGAGAGAGACGGCCAAUUACUAA
Messenger RNA from Naumovozyma castellii, 2151 nucleotides. RefSeq lists its product as uncharacterized. The record is from RefSeq and is a predicted model, not a curated record. The transcript has a single exon. Lineage: Eukaryota; Fungi; Ascomycota; Saccharomycetes; Saccharomycetales; Saccharomycetaceae. The coding region runs from base 1 to 2151 and encodes 716 amino acids.